AUGGCUGUGAACCGUCCAGAUUUUACGCUGCCCACUACCCCGCUAGGGUUUGGCAAAAGAACAUUGCCAUCUUUCAAUCAGUUCGUUUCGACACUGGAAGGCAUGGAUCCAGCGCGACGACCCUUUGCGCCAUCAAAUGAACUUCCGUCAACUCUCUCGGAGACCUUAAGUCAAGUACCACAAGCACGUCCACACGAGCGGUGCGACUUGUCCAACAUCCUCAAUGGCACCAAAGUUGAGCUCAGCCCUUCAGCUUCUGCAUCCCAUAUUGGUCUUUUCGCACCAGGGCCAUCGAUGCAGUCACCACAAGAUGUACACGAGUCUCAGCCAGGCCACCCUCCCAAUACGAAGGCGUUGCAACCUCGGGGAAGCAUUCCUCCACCUCUUCCAGCUUCAUCGAUUACGCUCCCGGUCAGCACUGGCCAGCAAGACCUCACACUCGCCGGCAAACCACGCAAACGGUCGACUCAAGCAUGCCAUCGAUGCCGGGAAAUGAAGAUUAAAUGCCGCCUGCAGAAUUCUGGAUGUGCGACCUGCAGGCGCCAUCAGCUCGAGUGCAGGUUUGAAACCAACACUACAGGAGUACGCCGACGGCGGUCGAGAAAGGUCACUAAAUCAGUUGCAGAGACUGCAACAGAGAGUGACCGGCCCACGAAACGACUGCGCCGCGAUGAAGGCAUCCCUUGCGAAAUACCCCGGUUGGUCAGUCCUGGCGUCCGUCGUUCUUCAGAAAACACCAAGCCUGUUGAGCAUGCAUCCUCGUUCUCACCUUCAUACUUCCAGCAGCCUCCGUCUGGCCAGUCUCAUCAUCCCGUCACAGCGGAUUUUCCACCCACACCACCCACCGACCACCGCGACCCAUAUCAAUACCUCUCACCCUCUCAGCCACCCUUCAACGCCAACCAAAGUAACAGCAACAGCAGCAGCAACAGCAGUGUACGCCCCGACUCAAGCUCCACCUGCAUUUUCAGCCCCGUCUCUACAUCUAGCACCAACACGACCAUCUCGACCAAAGUUACCUCAUCAACCCUGCCCGACCUCUCGCUAGACAUUGAUCCUUUCACCGCAACACCCGAUCUAAGCCAUGUCACACUCCGCGCCUUCUACUCCAUGACAGCUGAGCGCCUUGGCCCGCUACACAUGCCCUCACAUCGAGAAUCGUGCGCGGCUUGGCGCAAAAAAAGCCCGAACGAGCGCAUGUUGGUGUAUGCGAUGCUGGCUGUGGGGGCUGACGCUGCUAACGGUGGAGGCGAGCUGGAGAAUUACAGUGGGUGGCGGAAGGUGGAGGGCGACAAUAGAAGAGCGGAAGAUGAGGCAAAGGAGACGCGCCGUCGCUUUGGAUGGCGGUGUAGGCAGUUGGCGGAGAGGGCAUUGGCACGAGUGACGUAUCGAUUUGAAAGGGCAGUGGUGCAAACGCAGUUGGUGUUGAAGAGCUUUGAGUCCGAUGAAGGUACUGGCGGUGGCGCUGGUGGUGAUGAUACUGCUGCUGGUCCUGGAUUCGGUUGGAGCGACAAAAACGACGUAUGA
Molecule: messenger RNA, 1527 nt
Organism: Cyphellophora europaea CBS 101466
Lineage: Eukaryota; Fungi; Ascomycota; Eurotiomycetes; Chaetothyriales; Cyphellophoraceae
Exons: 1
Coding region: 1-1527 (508 amino acids)
Biological process (GO): regulation of DNA-templated transcription
Cellular component (GO): nucleus
Molecular function (GO): zinc ion binding; DNA-binding transcription factor activity, RNA polymerase II-specific
Source: RefSeq, a predicted model, not a curated record